Drosophila santomea is the source of this 2942-nucleotide messenger RNA. RefSeq lists its product as uncharacterized. NCBI's taxonomy places the organism in Eukaryota, Metazoa, Arthropoda, Insecta, Diptera, Drosophilidae. The record is from RefSeq and is a predicted model, not a curated record. The transcript has 6 exons. Bases 115 to 2907 code for a protein of 930 amino acids.
CGAAAUCCAGUUUUUUGCGAACACAUGCCAAGCUGAGAGCUUGUUUUUUUUUAUUUAAAUACCUUUUUGUAGAUAAAUUAUAGAGUACAAAAUUCCGGCACAUAGUGAAUUGCCAUGAAUUUCCAGAAGAAGCUGGAUGACUUCACCCGGAACUUGGACUUGGCCAAGUGGUACAUGGGUAUAUCGGCGCAGCAGGAGGACACGAUGUUCACCAUGUCGGAGAGCCUGCGGGAUGACUUCGAGCAGGGAACUGGGGAGAAGAUGUUCAAGAUGCUGAUAGCCCUGGGCCUCCAGCCGGUGAUAUCCAAAAAGAAGAUCAGCCGGAUCGUGCAGUUGAGCAGGAAUAACAUACUGGCCUUCCUCUACUUUGUGAUGGAGGGCUACUACAAGACGAAACAAAAGGAUGGCGUCUACAGCAUUAACGAGCAGCUGCUGAUGAAUGCCAUAGCCAAGAUCGAUAUGUUGCCCACCAUUCGAGCUCUGGACACUGUGCUGCCCCGGCCUCCGGUUAAAAUACCAGAUCCACAAACGCAAUCCUUAGCUUCCCUUACCACCACGGAGCGUCCACCAAAGAAACCCUGCAAGAAAUCGCCCUACUUCCUAAAGCAACCAAGACCCGUUCCAAGGAUUUCACGUCUGACAGCGAAGAUUCCUGAUUUUGUCGUAUCGUUCAGCUUUUGGCCCAUCGAUGGUCCGCCCGAUUAUGGCAAGGACGAUGAGGAGCCUUGGUAUGCGGCGUACCGACUGAAUCCCGGCCAGCGGCUGAUCAAGAAAACCCUCUCCGAGACCCUGGAGCGCUACUUCAAACUGGCAGUAGUGGAGGGAAAGCAGGAGGAGCAGGAGGAAACCCCAAAAAGCCGGGAGCCCGAGGCCAAUAUGUGCUUGGUGCACAAGGAACAGGUGUUGCAGGCCCAGCUACUGAGGGAUGAACUGGCGGUUAAGGCGAGGGAUCGCUGCCUGGAGCUCCUCGAUGUGAACGAGCCGUACGCCAAACUGCGAAAGGCCAGAAUCGUCGCCCAGUUGGAGCACGACAUCGAUGUCAUCAUGGCACGCCACCGGAACGCCAUGCACUGCGACCAGACCAAGGUGCUGACCAUUGAGAACUUCGACUGCGUCCUGUGCCAGAAGAUGCUGGUAUCGCAGCCCUGGCCAGAGCCCAUGGAUCAGGUGGGUCGUGCUCUGGUGGGCGAGGAUUGCGCCCUAGCCCAUACGACUUUGGAUACUUACCGCGGAAAAAGGUUGGAGGGUGGUGCAGAGCAGCCGAAGAAUAAUACGGAUCGCACAGUAGUCCAAACGGCUCCAAUCGAUACUGGCUGCAGAAAGGGAAAGAAGAGUGAUGGAGUGAAGCAAUUAAAUAAGGAUGGCACAGUAGCACAAACGGCUGCAAUCAAUAUUUGCCGCGGAAAAAGGCUGGAGGCUGGUGGAGAUAAGCCAAAAAAUACUGAUCGCACAUUAGGCCAAACGGCUGCAAUUGGAAAAAGACUGGAGGGUGGUGGCGGAAAGCCGAAGAAAAAGGACAAAAAGGGGAAGAAGGAGAAAAAAGCGAAAGUAGUGCAGCCGGAACCAGAACCUCCGAAACCGGUGAAGGUAACGCCCUAUAAGCCACCGCCCCUCAAACUCUUUAGCCCCCCCUUCCGGAUGCACAACGUCGACUUCAAGGAGAACUUGCCGGUGUGUAAGCAAGUAAUUGGCCCUGUGGAGUGCGAGGUUCCGCCGGCGCCCAAAAAGACGGCCGUAUCAUUUCUUCUGGCCAAGGGAAAGCUGGAGGGAAAGGCUCAUAGGUGCGAUAUGCGCAUGCCCAACCACAAGCAGGUGAAAACUAAGUUCUUUCGGGGACCCAGAUCGAACAAACCGUACAAGUUCAAGUACCAUCGGGUCUUCCAAAGCGGCCAACCGAAACCCUUUGAUCUGAGUCAUAUUGUGACCAAGUCGUUUGUGAAGGCGCUGGAUAAGUCGGAUGAGGACGAAGUCGAUGAUCCCUUUUACUUGAAGAAUCUCUUGACGGAGAUGGUGAUUGAAGAUGAGGCGCCUCCGGAUACCAAGUCUGAAGGUCCUCCUGACGACGAGAUGGAAAAGCAACCGAUUCAGGCUAACCAGCCACAGUUAGAAAUCUUCAGAGACCUGGAACUGAAUACGGCGCCCCACAGUCGGGAGACGUUGGAUCGUUCGAGCAACCACAGUUGCCGCAGCCACAUGAACUACAAGGCGGAGAUCGUGGACGCUGUGGUGAGAUGUGCCAAGGCCGUUUGGCAGAAGCGCACCUUGAUCAAGCGGGCCGAGAUGGAGCGCAUGGGCAGGUUGACGCCGCGCAAGGCAUUGACCCACAGGGAUACGCAAACGUUUGAUCCCAACGACGACGCCCAGAUGGACCAGUUGCUGAAGGAUGGCAUGCGGGUGCUCAGGAAGGAACCCCGCUAUGUGCUCGCCUGUCUGCCGGAUGCCCACAAGCUGCCAGUGCUGCGGGAGUGGAUCAAGAGGAGGUACGGCAAGACCUACAGCCAAAAGGAGCUCGAGGACAAUUUAACCGAGUCGAACCGGAUAUUCGAGCUGGUCACCAUCCUCCAGAGCACUCCCACCAGCCCCGAUCUCAUGGGCAUCGAUCGUAUGCCCAGGGCCAAGGAGAACUUCAACUACUACAAGCAGAUUAAGAAUACGGCUGCCCUGGCUAUGCAAGCGUAUCACGAUCAGCUGAAUGCCAGCUACCUGGCCAACAUGAGCUCCGCCUGGUACGCCAUGGGCAAUUACCUGGUGCCUGGGGGACCUCCACGCAGGACCUUCUUCGCGUACAUAGCCUCCAAUCCGCAGGAGAUCAUGCGCAAUAAGACAUGGAACGGGGACUUCCGGAACUACCGCUCCAUGCGCGACAAGAGGAAGGAGACGGAGCGGCUUUUGGGCAAGAAGGACUAGAUUACAAUAAAUGAAAACCCUUUUUCAAUAUGGAA